This is a messenger RNA of Acyrthosiphon pisum (pea aphid), 951 nucleotides long. RefSeq lists its product as uncharacterized. Bases 1 to 951 code for a protein of 316 amino acids. Gene Ontology annotation, biological process: DNA integration. The record is from RefSeq and is a predicted model, not a curated record. The transcript has a single exon. Gene Ontology annotation, molecular function: nucleic acid binding. NCBI's taxonomy places the organism in Eukaryota, Metazoa, Arthropoda, Insecta, Hemiptera, Aphididae.
AUGUCUGUCAGCGCAUCAACCUCAAAUAGUCGAGUCCGGUUAGAACCGAUUUCAUUGCCAUCCUUCACUGGUAACAUUCAAGACUGGCAAUCGUUUUACGAUUGCUUUCGCGUCAUGGUGCAUGAAGAUAAUGGAUUUUCUUCAGCGCAGAAGUUUUAUUAUUUAAGGUCUCAUCUUGAAUUAUUGCACUGCGGCCCUCAAUCAUUACUCGCAGAGGUCAGACGUCGUUAUUGGCCGAUUAAGGGUAGAGUAAUAGCUCGCUCAAUUUUCCGUAGAUGUAUUCAAUGUAUUAAGGCCAAGCCCACAUUCGAAACUCCAAGUAUGGGCCACCUGCCAAAGCAACGUGUCCAGUGUACACGCCCCUUCACCAACACAGGUGUGGAUUUUACAGGCCCCUUCUCUGUUCGCAGUGGAAUAAGAGGAAGACCUAGCAAAAAGGCAUGGAUUGCGAUUUUUGUAUGUUUUUCAAUCAAGGCUAUUCACAUAGAAGCAGUAGAAGACAUGACAAGUGCUGCAUUUUUGGCUGCUCUACGCAGAUUUAUAUCAAGGCGUGGGAAGCCAUCGACUAUGUGGAGCGACAAUGGAACGAAUUUUGUUGGAGCAGAAAGAGAGUUAUCUGAAUGCUUACUAAACGUGGCAAAAAAUCUAGCAAAUGAAGGUGUAACAUGGCACUUCAACCCACCAUCGGCACCACACUUUGGUGGGCUUUGGGAAAGUGGCGUAAAAAGUGCGAAAUAUCAUUUACUACGCGUACUAAAAGAAAGUAGCCUGACGUACAGUGAACUGGAAACGUUAUUAUGCCAGGUAGAGGCCUGUCUCAAUUCUAGACCACUCACGCCCAUGAGCAGUGAUCCAUUCGACACGGACCCUCUAACUCCGGCGCACUUUCUCAUUGGUGGUCCUAUGUUUUUUCAACCAGAACCCGAUCUAUCGAAUGAAAGCCCUAACUAA